ACACAUCGUAGAAUUUAAAAUCGAUCGUCGAUCGCGUGUUUAAAUCCAAAUAAAUGGUUUUAUACGCAAUUUUUGUGACAAUAUUAAUGGCUCUUUAAACUUUAAAUAGUCUAGUACUCUGUUGUUGUCCCUCUAAUGUGCCGUAUAGUAUUUAUAAGAGAUAUCUUCUCUUAUCAGUCAUGGCCUACGAUUACCUCAUAAAGUUGCUUUGCGUAGGAGAUUCAGGUGUCGGAAAGACCAGCUUCCUUUACAAAUACACUGACGGAGUAUUUCAUACACAAUUUAUAUCGACUGUUGGUAUAGAUUUCAGAGAAAAAACUGUGAUAUACCAGCAAAAUGGAAGACAACACCGAAUUCAUUUGCAACUGUGGGAUACAGCAGGUCAAGAGCGGUUUAGAAGUCUGACAACAGCAUUUUACAGAGAUGCAAUGGGUUUCCUGCUUCUAUUUGACUUGACUAAUGAAGCAUCAUUUCUUGAAGUCAGAAAUUGGAUAGAGCAGUUAAAGACUCACAGUAUAAGUGACGACCCAGAUGUAGUGCUGUGUGGUCACAAGUGUGACUUGCAAGAGAAGAGAUUGGUCAACCAGAACAGGGCCAGGGAGUUUGCGAAGAAUUACAAUUUGUCAUACCUUGAAACAAGUGCUAAAACCGGACAAAACAUUGACCGUGCUAUUGAGAUCCUUCUUGACAAGGUUAUGUACAGAAUGGAGACUUCAGUGGAAUAUGCUAUGCUGUGCGCAUCAGGGCGCCGCCGUGAAUCCCUGCAAAGAUUACAAGCUAAAAGAGAGAGAAAUGUGUGUUCCUGUUAAUAUUAAUUUGUUCUACAAAUAUCUGCAGUUCUGGUAAUUUCAGUUAUAAUUACGUUUUUGGUAAACUUGUAGUGCUUUGAUGGAAAACCAUUACUCAAAGUUAUUUGUUAAAACCAAGAAUAUAGGUAUCAUAAGAUAAAAAAACUCAAAAUCUAAUUUCAAGGUACUAAAUUCUAAAGGGUUAGUUUGAAUACUUUGAAUUAAUAAAUAUAAUAAUGUAUAUUCAGAGGUGGGAAAAUAUUAUUUUGAGUGAAGUAAAUGUUUUUUAUCAAGUACUUCCUUAUGACGAGGUAUUAUUAGAACAUAUUAUAGUCAAUAGACUAUCUUUUGGCUGACUAAAUAUCUAUUUUGUACUUAUCAAAUCCAAUAAUGCCUUUAUCUUUGUUAAUACUAAUCUGUCAAUGUACUUUCAUAUGAAAUGAGCAUUUGCUCGCUUGGUCUAAUGCACCUGUAU
Molecule: messenger RNA, 1263 nt
Organism: Pectinophora gossypiella (pink bollworm)
Lineage: Eukaryota; Metazoa; Arthropoda; Insecta; Lepidoptera; Gelechiidae
Gene: Rab27
Product: ras-related protein Rab-27A
Exons: 5
Coding region: 180-809 (209 amino acids)
Biological process (GO): positive regulation of exocytosis; melanosome transport
Cellular component (GO): melanosome; secretory granule
Molecular function (GO): GTPase activity; GTP binding
Source: RefSeq, a predicted model, not a curated record